AUGGAGGAAACUCAACCACUCACGCCCUACCAACUAUGGCUGACUGACCCAGGCCGCAUGGAGUAUCGCAACCUGCAGCAGUCUGAAGCGUUUUUCAUGCCUGGGGAAAAAUUCUACGAGAAACCUUCGUAUAUACGUGCUCGCAAACGUGCUGUUCGGACGAUUGAAGAACUAGCGCAAGGUUGCGACGAUGCUCUGAUUCCUUAUAUGGCUAUGACUUACUACGAUCGAUUGAUCUUAAAAAUUGAGAUCGAUCAGGUACUGGUUGGAUGCCCUAUCAGAGAGAACCCUCCGUUGUUUGUGAUGUGUUGCCUCACCAUUUCUUGGAAGUUGCGAACCAGAAAUUUCAAUCUGGUGGAGUUUAUGAAAGCAAGGAAACUGGAGUACUCUCCGGAUGAGGUGCUGGACAUGGAGUUUCAUAUCUGCCGCCGGCUGCAGUGGCGGUUGCGAACUCUGACGCCGUUUUGCUUCGUUGAGUACAUGAUUCCCCUCCUCGGUAAAAAGCCCGUCUCGCCUCGCCGUCCUGUUCGUCAGCUCAUCGUUCGAACUCAAUACGAUGCAUCAUUCUUAGAAUACAGCCCAUCGAUUUUGGCAGCUGCUGCCAUGCUCGUUGUUUCCAAGGGUUUGUUUCCCAGAAGACAACAUGACAUCUUUGAAUUCCAAGUUUUGACUUCCGAAUUCGUUUCUCCGCAUAUGGUGCGUAAUUAA
Molecule: messenger RNA, 708 nt
Organism: Andrographis paniculata
Lineage: Eukaryota; Viridiplantae; Streptophyta; Magnoliopsida; Lamiales; Acanthaceae
Product: putative cyclin-D6-1
Exons: 5
Coding region: 1-708 (235 amino acids)
Biological process (GO): mitotic cell cycle phase transition; regulation of cyclin-dependent protein serine/threonine kinase activity
Cellular component (GO): cytoplasm; nucleus; cyclin-dependent protein kinase holoenzyme complex
Molecular function (GO): cyclin-dependent protein serine/threonine kinase regulator activity
Source: RefSeq, a predicted model, not a curated record